Messenger RNA from Penicillium odoratum, 237 nucleotides. RefSeq lists its product as uncharacterized. The record is from RefSeq and is a predicted model, not a curated record. NCBI's taxonomy places the organism in Eukaryota, Fungi, Ascomycota, Eurotiomycetes, Eurotiales, Aspergillaceae. The transcript has 2 exons. The coding region runs from base 1 to 237 and encodes 78 amino acids.
AUGGGAUUCGCCAUGAAACUCGGUGCCUUUAGCAUUACUUUUAAGAUAUGCAAUAGUACGUAUAAUCAUCUGCGCUUCAGCACCCCUAUUGGGACGAUAGGAGAUUUCAUUCUACCAGGGGUGAACGGGACUUUGAUAGGGGCCAAUAGGACUAGGGUUACACUUAAUAGCGGGAGGGGGGGGGGGAAUUGGACUUUCGUUCCAGAGAAGUUAGCCAAGAUAGGAAAAAAGGAUUAG